GGUUGCGGUAGGGACGGGUGGCGUCCGGGUGUCUGGACUCAGUUCGGGCUCCGUUGUACGGCUUCGGACUUACGAUUUGUUUCUUUGAGCCUCAGUUUCCUCCCCUGUGGAAUGGGGGUUAGAAUCCGACUGUAUCACCGGCUUUAUAAAUGGGAGUGAGAAGUCAGGUCGUGUACGUUGGAUGCCUUAGCUCAGCGCCUCCGCAUAACGCUCACUUCGUUACUAUACUAUUAUUAUUAGUAUUGAUGUUUGAGCGCUUAGUAUGAAAAAUUGUUGGGUUUGGAAGCCGUCGAAUUUUGGUUCAAGUCCCGCUCCACUGUGCGGCAGUGGGGCCUGUGUCUUCGCUUCCUUGAACCCCGUUUUUUCUCAUCUGUACAAUGAGAGCAGAUAGUCCCAAUAUCAUAGGGUCGUCUUGAGGAUUCUGAUGAAAUCUGUGUGUGUAAAGAUUUUAAGCAGAGGGGCUGGCACAGUGAGAGCUCGUGGAUUGGGACUAUAAUGAUAAUGAUUCUGAGAGUCAUUGGUGUAGCUGGGAAUUCCAGGGAAGCUGGGGGAGAAAGCUCAGAGACAGCAAUAGGAAAAACUUAGAAUUGGAGCCGGGGAAAUCGACAUCCUGUCACUUACUAUUUGACCAAUUUUGCUGAGUCCUGAAGUACUAGUUUUUUUCUUUUUCUUGAUAAUGACUAGUGCAUUUUUUUCCCCAGUAAGUUAAUUUGAGAAGGCAAAUUUGCAUUGCUGUCUUCUUCUUUUUUUUUUCUUUGAGACGGAGUUUCGCUCUUGUUGCCCAGGCUGGAGUGCAAUGGUGCAAUUUCGUCUCACCGCAACCUCCGCUUCCUGGGUUCAAGGGAUUCUCCUGCCUCAACCUUCCGAGUAGCUGGGAUUACAGGCAUGCGCCACCACGCCCGGCUAAUUUUUUUUGUAUUUUAGUAGAGACGGGGUUUCUGCAUGUUGGUCAGGCUGGUCUCGAACUUCUGACUUCAGGUGAUCUGCCCGCCUCUGCCUCCCAAAGUGCUGGGAUUACAGGUGUGAGCCACCGUGCCCGGCGCAUUGCUGUCUUCAAUGGAAAACUAGCAUUGCUGGCCAUGAGAGGAAGGAAAAGUUCAGAAACUCAUCCAGCCCUUAUAGCAGUCCUCUAAGGCUCCAGGGAGCAGUGUCAGGGCCAGGGAGACGAUGGUCUCCGUGACUAUGGCCACUUCCGAGUGGAUCCAGUUCUUUAAGGAAGCCGGCAUUCCUCCAGGACCUGCCGUCAAUUAUGCCGUGAUGUUUGUGGAUAAUAGGAUUCAGAAGAGCAUGCUGCUGGAUCUCAAUAAGGAGAUAAUGAAUGAGCUGGGCGUGACCGUGGUGGGUGACAUCAUCGCCAUUCUCAAGCAUGCCAAAGUGGUGCACCGUCAGGACAUGUGCAAAGCUGCCACUGAGUCAGUACCCUGCAGCCCUAGCCCCCUUGCAGGCGAAAUUCGCCGUGGCACCAGUGCUGCCUCCCGAAUGAUCACCAACAGCCUGAACCAUGACUCUCCACCCAGCACACCCCCCAGGCGCCCGGACACCAGCACCUCCAAGAUCUCGGUCACUGUGUCCAACAAGAUGGCAGCAAAGAGUGCCAAGGCCACUGCAGCCCUGGCCCGCCGGGAGGAGGAGAGCCUGGCUGUUCCUGCCAAGCGGCGCCGGGUCACUGCUGAGAUGGAGGGGAAGUACGUCAUCAACAUGCCCAAAGGCACCACACCCCGCACCCGCAAGAUCCUGGAGCAGCAGCAGGCUGCAAAAGGUCUCCAUAGGACGUCUGUGUUUGACCGCCUCGGCGCCGAGACCAAGGCAGACACCACGACAGGGAGUAAACCCACAGGAGUCUUCAGCCGCCUGGGGGCCACCCCAGAAACGGACGAGGAUCUGGCUUGGGACAGCGACAAUGACAGCAGCAGCUCUGUCUUGCAGUAUGCCGGGGUCCUGAAGAAGCUAGGACGGGGCCCAGCCAAGGCCAGUCCCCAGCCAGCACUGACUGUCAAAGCCAAGGCCACAAGCUCAGCGACAACGGCUGCUGCCCCGACACUGCGGCGCCUGGCGCUUUCCUCACGGUCUGGGCUUGAGAGGAAGCCGGAGUCCUUGUCUAAAGUCAGCAUCAUCAAGAGACUGGGCGCAGCUGCCCUUGUGCCCGAGGCCCAGGACAGCCAGGUCACCAGCACCAAGAGUAAGUCCUCAGCCGAGGUCAAGGUCACCAUUAAGAGGACUCUGGUGGGGCCCCGGGGGAGCAGCUCCAGCGAGGGCCUUGGUGCCCAGAUGGACCACGCGGGCACUGUGAGCGUGUUCAAAAGACUGGGCCGCAGGACCUUCUAGCCCACCUGUGGGCGGGGUGCAGGCAGCAGAGCCUGCGGGCAUCUGCCCUGGCCGCCCCAGGCUCCUGGCUUCAUCACGCCUCCCACCAGCUCCUGGAUGACACAGCUUGUCUCCCUCGGGCUCUAGAGCUAGGCCCGAGCAUUCGGGGGAUCACCCCAUUUCUCCUAGCCUGGGAUGGUCGUCGCAGCUGGCCUGGCCUGCUCCAGGACUCCCCUUCUCUCAUGUCCUCUGUGCUUUCUUCUCUGGCUGUGGCCUUGGCAGAACCCACUUUUCUACCUCUCCCAAGUGCCAGGGGGCUUCUUCCUCUCCUACAUUCCCCUUCUUCCCCUGAGCAGGGUCUGCUGCCUCAGACCCCAGCUCAUCAGCCUCCCUGUCCCCCUCAACUAAGUGGGUGUCACCUGGUGGGCCUCCCUUCCCCCACUCCCCACUGACCUCCCUCACUCCUCUGCGCCUCCCCCCACUGCUGUGACUUCUCUCUCUCCCUGUCUUCACUUUGUUCAUUUCUCUUCUGUUUUCUGUCCCCGUGGCAAGGCCCGACUGUCCGCUGCGUCCUGCCCGACCCUCCUGUACCUCCGGCCUCCCAGCGGCCCCCUCGUCGGCGGUGGCGUCGAGCCUGUUGAGACUGUUAGCCGCCCUCUACUCCCAGGCUGGAGGGACCUCUCCAGACCCUGGGCUGCGGCUGAGGCGCAUCCGUUUUCCUGCCCUGGGCAUCUGUCUCUGAAAGUGUAUGGCGGGUGGUGGGCAAGGGGCACUGGGAAGGGAGGCCAGUGCCUAGAGUGAAGACAGCUGCUGUUUUAAUAUAUUUUUGUGACUUUCAAAUCAUUUCCCCCACUCCUUCAGGGUGAGUUGCAGGACUGUUUCACACUAUGCGCAGCUGGGCUGGGGAUGGUGGCAGAGGAUUGGGCUGUGUCUCUAAAGGUCAGGCUUCCUGCACACACAUGGUCCAUGUCCCUGCUGCAAGCCCUGAGUCAGGGGGAGUAAUGGCCACAGUCACCAUUCAGUUAGGCCGCCCCCUGCCCCCAAUAAGCCGUAGUGGUUUUGUCACUCUAUCCCCUCCCCCCAUGGAUUUCACCUGCCUGCUGGCACCUUUCCAAAUGAUGGGCUCCGUUUGUGAGACCAUGAGUUUCCACUGGUUUGGUCGCCCACCCCUCCCUGCUGCACAGCGCCCCUGAGCCAGGCCUGUCCUAGGAGCUGGUAGCAGGUAGUGAGCAGGGCCUCUCCAGGGAUGGGGUGUAGGUAAAGCGGUGGUGCUGGCCAAGGAAUCUGAGGAGUGGGAGAAAGUGGCCAGGGCCGCUUCAGUGGUUGUGGAUAGGAAGGCCUUGCAGAAGGGGUGACAUGGAGGCCAAGUUGGGAAUGUGGCUUCAUGAAGUUCAGGAGGAGAGCUUUCAGACAGAGGGACAGCCAGGGGCAGAGGUGCUGAGGUGGGACAAGGAACAGGAAGAAGGCUGGUGGCUGUGGGUGAGGGUGGGCCCUGCCUCCAGCAUGAGGCAGAGGUGGGUGGGCAGGGGCUAGGUGGCUGGGGGUGUUGUGAUCAAGGAGGAGGAAUGUGCACAGUGACCCGGGAGUGCUGGAUCGGGAGGAUUUGGAGCUGGGAUGUGCUGAGCUGAGUUUCAUUUAGGAUCAUCGCUCUGGCUUCUGUGAGGAGAAGGAAUGGCUGGGAGGGCUGGGGUGGAUGCCACUGCAGCAGUCCAGGCAGGAAGCCAGGAUGGCUGCGAGGGCAUGGCAGUGGGGAGCAGGGAAGAGGGCCGCUUGGGCUGCUUAGGGUGUGCUUUGGAGGAAGAGCUGUGGGAUGUGCUGAUGGGUUGGAAGUUGGGGCUAGAGAAGAUGAGAAUCAUAGGGCCCGCCUAGAUGUUAGACCGGAGCAUCUGGGGGAACGGCUGUUAACAGAGAAGGGGAGACGGGAGGAAGGUCAAGGAAGAGGGAGCUGUGUUCUGACUGCAUUGCGCCUGUUAGGGUCCCCGCUGGGGCUCAGGCGGACACCUGGGCUGGGGGUUCAUGGCUGCUGACAGUGCGCAGGGUACAGCUGGAAUCAAAGCCAAGGGCCUUGGCUGGGCGUGGUGGCUUACGCUUGUAAUCCCAGCAGUUUGGGAGGCCAAGGCGGGUGGAUCACAAGGUCAGGAGUUCGAGACCAGCCUGGCCAAGAUGGUGAAACCCCGUCUCUACUAAAAAUACAAAAAUUAGCCGGGUGUGGUGACAGGUGCCUGUAAUCCCGGCUACUUAGGAGGCUGAGGCAGGAGGAUCGCUUGAACCCGGGAGGUGGAGGUUGCAGUGAGCUGAGAUCGUGCCACUGCACUCCAGCCUAGGCAACAAGAGCGAGACUCCAUCUCAAAAAAAAAAAAAAAAAAA
Homo sapiens (human) is the source of this 4671-nucleotide messenger RNA. It is a transcript of the gene C19orf47, whose product is annotated as chromosome 19 open reading frame 47. Lineage: Eukaryota; Metazoa; Chordata; Mammalia; Primates; Hominidae. The transcript is spliced from 10 exons. The record is from RefSeq and is a predicted model, not a curated record. The coding region runs from base 1168 to 2325 and encodes 385 amino acids.